This is a messenger RNA of Peromyscus maniculatus bairdii (prairie deer mouse), 1251 nucleotides long. The record is from RefSeq and is a predicted model, not a curated record. Lineage: Eukaryota; Metazoa; Chordata; Mammalia; Rodentia; Cricetidae.
CCAUUUCAUAGUCUAAGUUCUUCAUCCUGGGUAUGUUUCCUGCCGAGCUGAAGCAAAACAAACUAAGGGUACCACUGAUAGUAUUCUGCCUCAGAUUUGCCUUUAAAGGUAUUAUCAACUACUCAUUUCCAAAGAUGACAUCAUUUCCUCAUUUGGCCCAUGAACAUCUUAUCUGGAGAUGGGGACAGUUCCAUGAGGAUCUCCAGGAGGAUUUCUGGCAUCUGCAAAUGUCCUUCUCUGAACCAGAGUUGGAGGAGAUUGCUACAUUUCUGCAGUGGUGAAGCAAAAGAAGAAACAUCUUAGGCCAGAGAAGCAGAGCUCUGCUAGGAAUGCCCCUAAGUGAGGGCUGAGCAAAGCUCAGCUGUAGAGGCUCUCCAGGAGAGGAGUAGGAUUGCUAUAUUCUGCGGGGAGACCAUCUGCCAUCACACCAGUACUUGGAUAGAAGAUGUCCUCCUGACUCUAAGAAAGACACAGUGAUCGCCCAAUGACAGAGAAAUGGAUGAGAUCUACAUGAGCAAACUGGACAAGAGGAGAGAAACAUUGUGCACAGAAAAGAUGGAUGUCUACAAUCUUACCACAGUGACUCAAUUCAUCCUCAUAGGGCUCUCUGACCUCCCUGAGGUGCGUUACCCUCUCUUCGCGUUGCUGGCUGUGAUGGCUUAUGACCGGUAUGUGGCCAUAUGUUUCCCUCUGCGUUACUCUCUCAUCAUGACCAAGGUUCGCUGUGUGCAGCUGCUUUUUGGGACCUGGGCAGCUGGGUUUCUCAACUCCUUUCUCCACACAAUGUCCACCUUUAGCCUGUCUUUCUGCAAGUCCAACCGAGUUUACCAGUACUACUGUGAUAUCCCACCUGUGAUGGCUCUGUCAUGCUCAUCCACCUAUGUGGCAGAAAUGCUUGUUUUAGUGGUAGGAGGUAUUUUUGGUGUUGGUGCUUUUCUGAUUACUUUCAUCUCCUACAUAUACAUUGUCUCCACCAUCCUCAAGAUCCAGUCAGUGGAUGGGAAGCGCAAAGCUUUCUCCACAUGUGCUUCCCAUCUUCUUGUAGUCUUCUUGUUUUAUGGCACAACAAUAUUUACCUAUAUCCGCCCCUCCUCCAGUCAACACUCUCCUGCUAGAGACAGACUCAUAUCUAUGCUGUAUGGUGUCAUUACCCCGAUGUUAAACCCUAUUAUUUACAGCCUGAGAAACACAGAAGUCAAAGGAGCACUCAGAAAAGUUUUACAUCUUAGGAUAUGUUCACAGAAAGCAUGA